Molecule: messenger RNA, 2256 nt
Organism: Bacidia gigantensis
Lineage: Eukaryota; Fungi; Ascomycota; Lecanoromycetes; Lecanorales; Ramalinaceae
Exons: 2
Coding region: 1-2256 (751 amino acids)
Molecular function (GO): RNA binding
Source: RefSeq, a predicted model, not a curated record
AUGUUGGGAAUAGGGGCAGCAGUAAUCCUCGGAUAUAACCGGAUUACCCUAUCUGGUGCUCUAGAUGAAAAAUUGAGAUUGAGACCCCAGGCAGUCAAGCUAGGGUCAAGUAAGAUGUCAAGGAUCAAGAGACAGCGACUGAGCGUUGGAGGUGAAGACAAGGUAACCGCAUACAGUUCUGAAGGUGCGGAUUCCAGUGUCGAGCGGCAGCCAGCAACCCCGCAAGAGCAUCGACGCGGAAGGAAAUCCCUCUUUGUGCGAUCAUUGCCUGCAUCCGCAACAUCAGAAGGCCUUGCCGAAUUUUUUUCUCAAUCCUACCCGCUGAAGUAUGCUACUGCCGUCGUCGAUAAAGCAACAAACCAGUGUAAAGGGUUUGGCUUCGUAUCCUUCGCAGACGCAGAAGACGCGAGGAGCGCACAACAAGAAUUCAAUGGCGCCCAAUUCCAAGGACGCAAGAUCAUGGUCGAUGUCGCUGAACCUCGACAUCGUGAACGUGGAGCCGAGUCCUCUGGAUUGCACAAGAGUAUUCCGAAGGCAGACCACUCGCAACGAUUUCAACCUCCGCCAAAGCUGAUCGUGAGAAACAUACCGUGGACGAUCAAGAGCGAAGACGAGCUUUCUAAGCUUUUCAUGAGUUAUGGCAAGAUUAAACACGUCAAUUUUCCCAAAACAAAGCCGGGGCAGUCGCCCGGUUUUGGCUUCAUUGUUAUGCGAGGCCGCAAGAACGCCGAAAAGGCUAUACAGGGCGUGAAUGGCAAAAUGAUUGAUGGACGAACGCUCGCCGUUGAUUGGGCCGUUGCCAAAGAGCUGUGGGAACAAGCUCAGCAGGGCGAAACAAAGGAUGCAGACAGCUCACCUGUUGACGAUAGCGUCAAGUCAGAAAGUGAGCACGAACAAGACGUUCCUGAUACACCUGAUGGCGAUGAUGACAUUGACGAUGCGUCCAAAGCUCAAGGAAACUUUGAGAUGGAGGGCGAGAAACGUACCCACGAAAAGAUGUCGUCUACUAAGGCUUUGCAAAUCGAUGGACAGUCGUCGACCCUGUUCGUUCGCAAUGUCUCGUUCAUUGUAGACGAUGAUUCUCUUCGGGAACAUUUUAGUCAAUUCGGCCACGUCAGAUAUGCAAGGGUUGUCAGAGAUCCGGCCACAAAUUAUUCAAAAGGGACAGGCUUUGUGUCGUUCAUCAACCCGGAGGAUGCAACGUCUUGCCUCAAAGAAGCACCACCUCCCCAAUCCUCAGGUCCGGUCUCCCGACGCUCGAUUCUCGAGGACAACACUGGAGAUAAUAACGGCCAAUUUAUCCUCGAUAACCGUACGCUCCUAAUCUCCCGCGCCGUAGACCGAGUCGAGGCUGCUCGGCUAGCCGUGAGUAAUGCCCAGCAGCAAAGUGUACGUGAGAACGAUAAGCGGCGGACAUAUUUAUUAAGUGAGGGCACCAUCUCAUCCAAUCACCCUCUCUACCAGAACCUCUCGCCGCCAGAGAUCAGGAUGCGGGAGGAGAGCGCAAAGCAGAGACGGAAACUCAUCAGUAGCAAUCCCACACUUCAUCUGAGUCUGACCCGCCUUUCGGUUCGAAAUCUACCUCGAAGCAUUACGUCGCAAGGAUUGAAAGCUCUGGCUCGAGAAGCAGCGGUUGGCUUCGCAGAAGACGUAAAAGCUAGCCGCCGCAAACAGCUAUCGAAGGAGGAGCUUUCACGUGGUGGGGAGACUAUGAGACAGGCUGAGAGGGAUCGAAAACUCAAAGGCAAGGGGAUCGUAAAGCAAGCAAAAAUCAUCUUUGAAGGUCGAGAUGGUGCGAAGGUUGCUAGUGAUGGCAAUGCAGGUAGAAGCAGGGGCUACGGUUUCAUUGAGUACACAACACAUCGGUGGGCAUUGAUGGGACUGCGUUGGCUGAACGGUCAUCUUGUACGUCCUCCAAAGCCUCAAUCAGAAGAUCAAGUAGUCGCCCCUGUCGACCAAGAAAGGAAGAGACGGCUGAUCGUUGAAUUUGCCGUCGAAAAUGCCCAAGUGGUCCAACGCCGCCAGCAGCGAGAAGGCAAAGCACGUGAGCGAGGUGCAUUGGCUAGAGGGCUGGUCGAGAAGCAGACGAAUCAAGUCCCAAGAGAGAAUGGCAGCGACACUAACGCCGAAGCCAAUCGCGAGCUGACCCGGAAGAUAGCUUCAGGAGGCACCGAAGUAUCCAGUCGCCAGCGCAUCAUUGGUCGCAAACGUGCCAAUCGUAAGGCACGGAAGAGCAAGGCUUCUUUCGGUGGAUAG